Molecule: messenger RNA, 768 nt
Organism: Vigna unguiculata (cowpea)
Lineage: Eukaryota; Viridiplantae; Streptophyta; Magnoliopsida; Fabales; Fabaceae
Source: RefSeq, a predicted model, not a curated record
UUCCGUAUUGUUCAUCCCAUUCCAACGUAUUCAUUCCCUCAAACACAGUAAUGGCUUUGCAGGAAGAAGGGUGGCCUUUGGGUUUGAGACUAUUGAAUGCAAGAAUUGGGUUAACAGGAAAUGGUGAUUUCUCUGGAUCAGUUUCCUUCAGCACCAUUCUCACUGCUCCUCCCACACCUUCAACUGAUUAUUCAUCAGAUCUUGACACACAGUCCACUGGAUCAUUCUUCCGUGACAAGAGCAUCACGCUGGGAAGCCUCAUGAGAAUUUCUAGCUUCGUAGAAGUCUCAAGGAGAUCAAGCAGGGGAAGAAUGGUGCAAUCGUCAAAGAACAACGAAAGUAAUCACAAGCUGAGGCCUUGGUUGUUCUCACUUUGUUCAAAGCUAACUACUGAUGCAGUGAGUGUUGCUGCUCCCUCACUUGGUAACUAUCUUCUGUCAGAAAGAAAAUCUCCACAUCAUAGAAGGAAUAAUCAUUGUUCAACCAUUUAUGGACCCAAUGACUUGUUCCCGGUUCAAGAGUCAAAAUCGCUAUUUGUUGGUGGCCACGUUGCUCAUAAAGCGUUGGAACAAAGCAAUGGAUAUGGAACACCUGUACUCUGUUGUCUGUGCAGAUAAAUCGAUGAAAGAUGACCCUUUUGCUUCUCACGUUCUUCGUAUUUCGUUCCAAGAAUCUUGGAUUUCUUAAUCUGUUGCUCAACAGUAUCAAACCUUUAUCUUAUGUUUUGUUUGGUCACUAAGUUUCAAGUAGUUGGUACAAUUUAUUUUA